Messenger RNA from Centruroides sculpturatus (bark scorpion), 727 nucleotides. RefSeq names its product calmodulin-like. Bases 110 to 556 code for a protein of 148 amino acids. NCBI's taxonomy places the organism in Eukaryota, Metazoa, Arthropoda, Arachnida, Scorpiones, Buthidae. The transcript has a single exon. Gene Ontology annotation, molecular function: calcium ion binding. The record is from RefSeq and is a predicted model, not a curated record. Gene Ontology annotation, cellular component: myosin II complex.
UAAUAAUAAAACAAAACACGUUUAAUAACAAUGAUUGAUCUAAUUUAAUAAUAAAAUUUCAACAAUUUCAAUCAAAAUCUUAAUACUGUCUGAAAGUAAGGAGCGCAUCAUGACUGAAAAUCUGACCAAAAAACAGAUAUCCGAAUUUAAAGAAGCUUUUCUGCUGUUCGAUAAAGAUGGAGACGGCCUAAUAUCUAGCAAUGAAUUAGAUACAAUUAUGAGAUCUUUAGGCUUAACACCAACAGAAUUCGAGCUCCAAGAAGUUAUUAACAAGAUAAAUAAAGAGAAAAACGGAGUCAUCGACUUUUCAAUGUUUCUUUCUUUGAUAUCUAAAAUGAUGGAAGAAAAAGUUGGCGAAAAAGAAAUUAUUGAUGCUUUCAGAGUUUUUGAUGAGGAUGGUACCGGAUAUAUAAGUGUUUCAGAUCUGCGUUACAUUAUGACUAAUCUUGGAGAGAAAUUAACAGAAAAAGAAGUCGAAGAAAUGAUUCGAGAAGCAAAUGCAGAUAAUAAUGGCCGCAUAAAUUAUGUAGAAUUUUCCAAAAAGAUAACAAGUUAAAUAUAUUAUUUAGACCAUUAUUAUACUUUCUUCAAAAUUUUUAGCAUUAGCAUGUUGAUUGUUUUUAUAGAAGAUAGUAAAUAUUCUUAGGUAAAUAGGCCUAUUAUAUUUGUCUGAAAAAAAUUAAUAUUCUUGUAAAAAAUAUGUAAAUUUAUAUUAUUAAAAUUAAGA